Molecule: messenger RNA, 3306 nt
Organism: Sinocyclocheilus grahami
Lineage: Eukaryota; Metazoa; Chordata; Actinopteri; Cypriniformes; Cyprinidae
Product: immunoglobulin-like and fibronectin type III domain-containing protein 1
Exons: 19
Coding region: 1-3264 (1087 amino acids)
Biological process (GO): sarcomere organization
Cellular component (GO): M band
Molecular function (GO): protein binding
Source: RefSeq, a predicted model, not a curated record
AUGUGGAAGAAAUCAGAAGUGUCUGAUCAGACCGCAACAGGGCAAGUGGGCAUCAAAAAGAAAUCCAAAGUCCCAGGAGUCAUGAUCACACAGUUCAUAGACGAAAUCCCUGAGGGAAAGAGCCAUCCGGAUUUUAUCCGCAAACCUAUAGCUCUCACCAUUCAAGAAGGUAAACUGGCUAUUUUCAAGGCCAUUGUAGUAGGUGAUCCCGUCCCUAAUGUAACAUGGGCCAGGAACAAUGGUGAUAUUUCAGAUCCACAGAAAUAUCAAACCAAGUUUGACCCUAAUUCUGGCGAACACACUAUUGAGAUGCCAAAUAUUUCUCCAGACCAAGCAGACACCUACAAAUGUUUUGCUACUAACGAAUUUGGAAAGGCUAUGGUCACUGUUAUGCUGAACGUCAUUGAAGUGGGAUUCAAGAAGAACAAAGCAAACCAGAAGUCCACUGCAACUGAUCCAAAUGAGCUCAAGGCUGUCCUGAAAAGGAAAAGUAAGGUUCGUCCUAAAACCGAAGCAAGGAAAGAUGGAGAAAUUGACCCAAAGUUCUGGGAGAUUUUGCUGAGCGCCGAUAAGAAAGAUUAUGAGCGCAUCUGUGCCGAAUAUGGGGUGACUGACUUCCGCUGGAUGUUGAAGAAACUGAAUGAGAUGAAAAGAGAGAGAGAGCAAGAACAAGCAGAGUUCGUCAAGAGCAUUUCUAACCUCAAACACAUCGAUGUGAAUCCUGAUGGAUCAGCUUCUUUUGAACUUGAUCUUAACCUUCUGGAUGCCAGCAGCAGAAUUUUCAUCUACAAGGAUGGUGAGAUAAUUCCAUAUUCUCAAGAUCUCGAGAUGGAAAUGAAGCACAACCUGAAUCAAGUAGGCAAGAAAUACAUCUUCACAAUUAGGGACCUUGUCCCAGAUGAUGCUGGCCUUUACCAGUUAGAUGUAGAAGACGUCAGUGUGUUCUCCACUGAAUUUAAACUUCCAAUGGUGGACUUUCUGGUCAAGUUAAAGGAAGUGAAAGCCAUGGAGAGGGAGGAUGCCAUUUUUGAGUGUGUUCUCUCUAAACCCUUAUCUAAAAUCAUGUGGGUUGGAAAGAACAAUCGAUUAGAACAGGGAGACAAAUAUGACAUCACGGUGUCCGAAGACAAACUUAUCCACAGGCUGCUGGUGAAGGAUUGUAUGCAGGUGGAUAAAGGCAUCUAUGCGGCUGUGGCCGGAAUCAAGUCCAAUAACGCUUGGCUGAUAGUGGAAGCCGAUAACUAUCUAGACACUAAGGGCAAAAAGAAACCCCGAAAAACAACCCAAGCUGGAGGGGCAGGCGUUGACCUGGCAAAGAUCGCUGCAGAACAGCAGAUCAAGCUACAGAAGGAAAGAGAUGAGAGAAUUGCGGCUGUCAAAACAGCCAGUGCUGAGGAAGAGGCUGCAGGUGCGGUGGACAGCGGCGGUUCUGCAUCUUCUCCUGGAGAUUGUUCUAGAGCAGAAAAAGAGGUCAGGAGAGACGCCUCUGGAGACACUGGGCCGGCGAGGAGUGUAACAGACACUAGAGGAAAAGACACAGGGAAAGGUAUGGAAUCAGCAGACCUUGCCGGUAACUUAAAAGCCAGCAAAUCCAGUAAGGAUGGGAAGAAGUUGUCUUCUAAAGAAAAAGCAAGCAUAUCUAAAGAUGGAGGAACACAAAAGUUAGCAACACAAAGCAGCAAAGAUUCAGACUCGAGACCGAAUCAGGCUAAAGUGAUGGAGUGUGAGACUGACGCCAUGACAACAGCUGGAGAUCUUCCUGAAUUCGACCCUGAUGACCUACACAAGUUCUCCAAAAAAGUGAUAGUUAAAGUUGGCCAGACUGCUUCCUUUAAAAUGCCAUUACCUCCUCAAGACCCGACAGAGAUCAGCUGGUUUAAGGACGGCAUUGAGCUUUUUGAUGGUGGCAGCAUAAAAAUAGUAAAGGAACUAAACCAGAGCCGUCUUCAGAUAAAAGACUGCCUGCAAUCUGACUCUGGGGAAAUUAAGAUCCAGCUUAAAAACACUUUUGGUACUGCAAAGGCCUUCUCUAGGCUUAUUGUGGUCGACAAGCCAGGUCCACCACAAGGCCCAGUAGAAGUGAUUGACAGCUCAUCUUCUGUCAUUGAACUAAAAUGGAAGCCACCAAGUGAUACCGGUGGCUCUGAAGUGACCAACUUCCUAGUCGAGCGUCAGCAGGUGGGGCAGAGUAUGUGGAAGAAGGUGUGGGAUAGUUCAGCCGACCGCCUGUCCUUUCGAGACAGAAACGUGUCCCAUGGCAAGAACUACAUAUACCGAAUCUAUGCUGAGAACUCUGAGGGUAUCAGUGAUCCUCUGGAGACAGAAGGCAUCAUGGCUGGAACUCUGAUUUACCCUGGUCAACCUGCCCCUCCUAAGGUGGUCAGCACUUUCAAAAACUGCAUCAACCUAACAUGGACUCCACCAGAGGAAGAUGGAGGAACCAAAAUACUGGGCUACCAGCUAGAGAAACGCAAGAAAGAUACAAAUCAGUGGGUGACUCUGAACCCAUCUAAGGAACCUAUUUCAGGUCCUUUGGGGUACACAAUUUUAAUUGAAUCCUUCACGUGCCAAUUUAUUACUUUCAUUGCCACACGCGCCAACCCCUACAGCUUCAAAACUUUCUUUAUUUUUCUUCUGGCUACAGAUCAACCAAAGCCUCCAGGCCCAGUGGUGCUAGAACAGGUUGUUUAUGGUAAAGUCAUUAUCACAUGGGCUCCAUCUCCAGACCAGGAGAAGGAUGAUCGACUGCACUACAUGGUGGCAGAACGUGAUUCCAACACACGUGUUUGGCGCACAAUUGCCGACCGCCUGUUUUGCAACACUUACACUACCUCUGUCCACCCUGGUCGUGAAUACCACUUCAGAGUCUAUGCAAAAAAUGAUAUGGGACUUUCUGAUCCCUCUAAAUCACCAACAUGGGGUGUCAACGAGCUGAGAGUGCCACUAGUCACAAGGUCACCAGUUAUGAUAACUUUUGAGAGGCCACCUUCCAUCUUGGUUCCACUGAAAUUCCACAGUCCACCACGGGGCUUUCAGCUGUACAUGACCUGUGCUGUCCGUGGCUUCCCCACUCCACAUGUUGCGUGGUACCUCAACAACGUCUGCAUCAACUCCAACAACAGCUACUACAUCACAAAUGCAUAUGGAGUCUGCUCUAUGUACAUCAUCCGAGUUGGGCCAGAACAUAGUGGCGAGUACAAAGUGGUGGCAGUCAACUCAUUUGGCAAAGCAGAAUGUUCCACCAAUCUAAAAGUGAGAGAUUGAAAUUCAGCAUGCUGACAACCAGCUAGCUUGUGUACUGCAAAC